Telopea speciosissima is the source of this 1583-nucleotide messenger RNA. RefSeq names its product oxysterol-binding protein-related protein 3A-like. The transcript has 10 exons. Gene Ontology annotation, cellular component: intracellular membrane-bounded organelle; cytosol; membrane. Lineage: Eukaryota; Viridiplantae; Streptophyta; Magnoliopsida; Proteales; Proteaceae. Bases 209 to 1579 code for a protein of 456 amino acids. The record is from RefSeq and is a predicted model, not a curated record. Gene Ontology annotation, molecular function: sterol binding.
UGUCUGUCUCGUGGACAACCCUUUUGAAAUUCUCGAUUUCGAAUUGAGGGAAUCGAUCAUCGAUCGAGUGAGGCUUUGGGCUUCCCGUCGAAGAUCGAUUCGAUGAAGAUCUUAUCCAACCAAUUAUAAUUUGUUUUGUGGGUAAAAGAUCAUUUAAUUGUUUGUAGAUCUUGUCGAUUUGAAGGAGAAAUCGAAUAGGUUUCCUAAGAUGGCUUCUAAGGAUCAGAAGCAGGGUGGUGGCUUUUUCGCGUCCAUCGCUUCUAGCUUGUCCAACUUUGGAAACGCGAUGCACAAAUCUGUCAAUGGGUUGCUCGGUUACGAGGGACUGGAAGUUAUAAAUCCAGAAGGCACUGCAGAAGAUGCGGAGGAGGAAGCUCAGAGGGGAAGAUGGAGGCAGGAGGAUAGAGAUAGUUACUGGAAGAUGAUGCAGAAGUAUAUAGGAUCAGAUGUUACAUCAAUGGUAACACUUCCCGUCCUUAUUUUUGAGCCAAUGACAAUGCUUCAGAAAAUGGCAGAGUUAAUGGAGUACUCCACUUUGUUAGAUAAGGCUGAUGAAUGUGAGGAUCCCUACAUGCGGUUGGUUUAUGCUACAACAUGGUUCAUAACUAUCUACUUUCCGUACCAACGACCCUGGAAACCUUUUAACCCCAUACUUGGCGAGACUUAUGAAAUGGUCAAUCACGGUGGCAUUACUUUCAUUUCAGAGCAGGUGAGUCAUCAUCCCCCAAUGAGUGCUGGGCAUGCGGAAAAUGAACAUUUUACUUAUGAUGUGACAUCCAAACUAAAGACCAAAUUUUUAGGAAAUUCAGUUGAUGUCUAUCCUGUUGGAAGGACACGUGUGACCCUUAAAAGAGAUGGUGUAGUCCUGGAUUUGGUGCCUCCUCCCACUAAAGUUAACAACCUUAUAUUUGGAAGGACCUGGGUUGAUUCGCCAGGGGAGAUGAUUUUGACAAACCUGACAACUGGGGACAAAGUUGUUUUAUAUUUUCAACCAUGCGGCUGGUUUGGGGCUGGUCGGUAUGAAGUGGAUGGAUAUGUAUAUAAUGCUGCUGAGGAGCCCAAAAUAUUGAUGACUGGGAGAUGGAAUGAGUCAAUGAGUUACCAACCUUGUGAUAUGGAAGGGGAACCACUCCCCGGCACUGAACUGAAAGAGGUCUGGAGGGUGGCUGAUGUUCCAGAGAAUGACAAGUUCCAGUAUACCUAUUUUGCACAUAAAAUAAACAGCUUUGACACUGCUCCCAGAAAGUUAUUAGCAUCUGAUUCUCGUUUGCGUCCUGAUAGAUACACACUUGAGAAGGGUAAUUUAUCGAAAGCUGGUGCUGAAAAGAGCAGUCUGGAGGAGAGGCAGAGAGCUGAAAAGAGAAGUCGGGAGGCAAAUGGCCAGCAGUUUAUUCCAAGAUGGUUUGACUUAACUGAUGAAAUUACUCCGACACCUUGGGACGACUUAGAAGUGUACCAGUACAAUGGGAAGUACACAGCACAUCGUGCUGCUGCAGAUAGCUCCAAUAGCAUUGAUGAGGUUGAUGUCAGAUCUAUUGAGUUCAACCCAUGGCAGUACGGAAAUUCGCCAGUGGUAUGAUUUC